Molecule: messenger RNA, 2554 nt
Organism: Micropterus dolomieu (smallmouth bass)
Lineage: Eukaryota; Metazoa; Chordata; Actinopteri; Centrarchiformes; Centrarchidae
Product: interleukin-1 receptor type 1-like
Exons: 3
Coding region: 57-581 (174 amino acids)
Biological process (GO): signal transduction
Source: RefSeq, a predicted model, not a curated record
GAGUUUGUUUGUAUUUCCCAGAUGCGAGGGUGUAUGAUGCCUAUGUGGUCUACCACAUGCAGAGCAUGGACAAGGCCACUGAGGAAUCACUCUGUCGGUUCGUCACAAAGGAUUUGCCCUCCGUCCUUGAGGAAAAGUGUGGCUAUCGUCUCUUUAUCCAUGGGAGGGAUGACAUACCAGGAGAAGACCGUCUGGAGCUGGUGGAGGACCGCUUGAAGCAGAGCAGGAGGCUGAUGGUGAUCCUCACCCCAGGUUUAGGAUCAGAGUCCAAGAUCACGGACCAAAAUCUUGCCCCACCCGAAUACUCAGUUAUAGGAGGGUUUGACUGGCAGGUGGGGCUCCACCAUGCGCUGGUCCAGAGGGAAAUGACUGUGAUUCUGAUCCAGCUGGGGGACACUGAGCCACAGGGAUACACACACCUUCCUCCUGGCUUGCAGCAUCUGAUUCGCAAGAGUGCUCCCAUUAGGUGGCCAGAGGAUUCACGGGCUGCUGUCGCAUGGAACUCUCGCUUCUGGAAGAGAGUGCGAUACCUGAUGCCUGCCAAACCUGCCAAAAAAUGUCAACAAUCUGCUAUUAUCUGAAACACGUAUGGACUCUAAUUCCUUUUAGCCUUCCUAGAAUGACAGAUAUGUAGCAUGUACAAAACAAAACAAUAUUACACCACUUCUCAUCACACCCUUUAUAUAUGUGAUGUUAUGUUAUAUAUAUAUAUUAUAUGAUAUAUAGAGUGAUGCCAAUACGUCCAAAUAGUCUCGUUUAACUGCAGGUUCAAGGGUCGGUUUAUUUCUUCCUAGAAGUAUGUACAUUGUAUUUCUCACAUCCUUAUGCUGGUUCAAAGACACAAAAAAAGCAUGGCCACAGCCAGGUGAGAGGUCACUGAGAAAACACAUUUUUUAUAUAAAAAAAUAAUUUAAAAAACGCUUAUAACCAUGAGUCUGUCCUUGAAGUGCAUUUUCUUUUAUUUCAAAUAAUAAUUAUUUCUUAUUUGAAAUGGCAUAUUAUGUAUUGGUAUAAUUUAAAUACAUAUUAGGUCUAUGUAUCUUUUCAAUUAUCUCCUUGAAUAUUUGCCUGGCUAUACCAUACCCAAGAGCUAAUAAAAUCACAAUUUGGGAAGUACACUAGAGUACAUUAGCUAAGCACUGUUCUUUCCUGGCCAUAGCUGUCAUGUUUAUUAAGCUUUAUUGUGGUUGAACUUGCGUGUUGUAACACUUGUGAGAUGAAUUAGGGGAAAACCUGAAUUAUACUGCAGUUGUGCUCCUCUGCUCAAGUGAUUUUAAUAAAAAAAGAAGAAGAAAAGAGAAAGUGAAUUGAAAAAGAUUAAUCUUAAAAUUGGCCAUGUGACAUAUAUUGUGCUGGAAUCUUGUCCAAUUUUCAUCUGUGUGUUGGCACUGACAUUAUUUCCUAAGUUAAAACUGUUAGUCUCAAAAUGCGUUGAUAUGCAUAGAUUUAUACUAUACAGUGUAUGCCCCCAAACCUUCAUUGCAGGGCUAGGGCUCAUGACCUCAGUAUUUCUACAAUCCUGGCUACGGCCAUGAAAGAAAUAUCAAAUAAUCAUAAAUAUAGGCCUACAUGUAACAUAAUAAAUGUGUAAAUUGUUGAAAUUAAAAUGGAUCUCUGUAUUUUAGACAAUAUAUUCAAGGUGCUGGAGAGACCUCAGUAAUUUAAAAAUAGCUUUGCUUUGGCUCUGAUCAGUAUGGAAAAUAAAUGCUAUUAAUUAUCUUAUGACAAGCUGUUGGAGAGCUGACUGCUGAUUAUGAUAAAGGUUCUAAAGGUUCAGCCAGUAGGUCAGUCUAUAAUCUUUAGUGUAACCCUGCUUUCCUGUUUAUGUCCAGGGUGUUGAACACCUACAGAGAUGAGGAGCUUGCUGUGUUUUAAAAAAAAUCUUGAAGAAAUGCGUGAUUAGAUAACGAGGUUCUUUCAGAGGUGUUGAUCAUUUUGCAUAAUACUACUAGGAGAACAGAAAUAAAAGCCCCUAAAUAUAUAAAAACAUAAAUCAACAGAAAAUUAAUUGGAAUUAACUGAGAAAAAGACCGAGAUUUUUUUGUAGAAGAUUUAACAACAAAUUUCUGCUGCACGCAUCAGAAUGGAGUUGUUCUCAAUAUGCCUGGUUGUUUGAUUAAUGCAAGUCCAAGUCUUAAGCUGAUGAUACACUGGGCAACUUUUUGAGCAAUGUUGCUGGGCAAUCUCGCUAGUGCCAAGUCCGACUAUGUUUUGAAUGGAUAGCGGCGGCGGGGCGGGUGGUGGGGAGGGGAUUACGGUAGUAAUCUUUACUGAUUACCACUGACGCAUGAAAGUAGAGUUGCUCUGUGUAUCAUCAGCUUUAUUUGUAGUUGAAACAUUGGUUUAAAUUUAUUUCCACCCAAACUUCAUUGUACAUGUGUGGCUUUGUACUGGUAUGGUAUGGUGUGUGCGUGUGUGUGUGUGUGUGUGUGUGUGUGUGGUCAAAAACUGUGCUUCCGGGUAGCAUCUGAGGAACCAAAGAUUGGUUCCUAUUUAUGCCAAGAGCGCUAAUUGUCUCUUUCACUGGUUAUUAAUUAAAAAUAACUCAAAAAUA